Numida meleagris (helmeted guineafowl) is the source of this 1886-nucleotide messenger RNA. RefSeq lists its product as uncharacterized. Gene Ontology annotation, molecular function: metal ion binding; ubiquitin protein ligase activity. The record is from RefSeq and is a predicted model, not a curated record. The coding region runs from base 681 to 1742 and encodes 353 amino acids. Gene Ontology annotation, biological process: protein monoubiquitination; protein polyubiquitination. The transcript is spliced from 2 exons. Lineage: Eukaryota; Metazoa; Chordata; Aves; Galliformes; Numididae.
ACUAUAAACAGAUCUCUAGAGGAGCAAUGGAACUCAUGCCACCAAUGUUAUUGAAUUGGACUUGACAAACAUUACUAAGUAUUUGCCAAGAAAUAUUGUUUUAUUGUCAAUUGAGAAUAAAAUUGAUCUUAUGAGCUCAAUUUAAAAACAAAAGAAGAGCUACACCAACACAAUUAGGAGUGAAAAUAGAGGUCCAGACACUAUGUCACUCCCAUCAACACUGCUUGCAAUCUGCAGUGAGAGCACCUUAUAAAAAGACAGUAGUCGCUGUGACUGACGGCAGAAGACUAAAGGGGAAGCUGUGGGCAGAGUGCUGUGGGGGCACAAGGACUGCGGUGACAUCACUGAGCAACAGGCUGUGAUGCCAUCCAGCUUUGGGCGCUGGCAGAGCCUGGACCAGUCACUCUCGUGCCUGGACUCCUGCCGAGCAGCUGUGUGAGGCCUGGAGGUGCAACGAGGAUUUGACUUGUGUGUUGGGCUGUGCCCUGGAGACUGCGGGCAGCUAAUCUCAGUGCCCAUCUCUACAGCCAUCACCUGUAAUUCCCUGGUCUGCUUGGGUCAGGCAGCCAGGGCCCCAUGCGGUGCAUGUGCAGCAGCACAGUGCACAGCUUCCACCACUGAGGCGCUGGUGAGGGAGAGUGAUUCAUCUUCACUCCCCAUUAGGCCUCAGCGUGAAGACCAUGGCAGCAGAAGAGGCGUGGACAUGUCCCAUCUGCCGUGACGUGCAAAAGGACAUUGCCUACGCAGUACCGUGCCGUCACGCAUUCUGCCUCGGCUGCAUCCUGCGGUGGGCCAAGCAGAAAGAGACCUGCCCGCUCUGCAGGAGGACAGUGGCUGUCGUUAAGGUUGCUGCGUGGGACGACGACGACGACCUGGAUUUCAUCAUCCGUCCCCCAGCACCACCAGUACCUGCCUGCUUCCAGGCAGGCAUCGUUCCCAUCCACAGCCCCCACCACCAUGCACCAUCCCCUCCACCCUUUCUGCUGCUAACAGAGGAGCAGGAGGCUGUGGAGGCGGAGGACGGGCGUACGGUGGGCGGUCUCCUGCUCGAGGUCUGGGCAGCCCUGUUCAGGCAGCACCGGGAGAUCCUCGACCCCGUGCUGCCCUGGCUGCGCCAGGAGCUGCAAGACAUCUUUGGGACACAGUGGUGGGAGGCAAUGGCUGCCGAGAACCUCAUCCUGAACGCCCUGUGUGACAUCGGGCUGGACAGCGAGGCCCUGAUCCAGCUGCUGCGGCCUGCCCUGGGACACAGAGUGGAGACGCUCAUCCGAGGACUUGUGGACACCAUCGUGAGCCGGUGGGGUGAGGAGGCCCACGGGCAGCUGGGCCUCCAGGGCAUCCACGUGUCUGGAGGGCAGGAGGAGGGCCCUGCAGCCAGGGGGCAGGAGGACAGCUCUGUGGCCGCCCCUGGCCCCACAGCCUCCCCACAAGGGACCCUCGUGUCGAGGCCUGGACCCAUUGGCAGCACUGGAAGUCCCAACAGGGAGGAGCAGCCCAGCACACCAGAGGCUGUCCUUCCUGGGGAUCCCAGUCACCCCCAUGCUGCACGCAUCCCGAGGGAACACGAGGAGCCCCAUGAGGAGACGGAGCAGGUGGCAGCAGCAGGUCCCUCUGCCCAGGGCAGCAGCCCCUCCGCUCCUGGCCACUCGCCUGUGAGGGCCCGGCGGCUCCAUAAGAGGAGGGCUGGCAGUGACCUGGACCCACAGCAGCCCUGCAAGAGGCCGCCCCCUCGGAAGCACUAACAGGGAUUACACUUUAAUUGAAAAAAUAAAGUGGAAAAAAAAAGGUUACACAGAGUCACAGAGUUUUAUGGGUUAGAAGGGACCUCUACAGAGACCAUCAUGUUAAACCCCACUCCCCUCCUAAAGCAGGUUCCCUACUGUAGG